Porites evermanni is the source of this 36179-nucleotide messenger RNA. The record is from the annotation of a GenBank genome assembly. NCBI's taxonomy places the organism in Eukaryota, Metazoa, Cnidaria, Anthozoa, Scleractinia, Poritidae.
CCGGUGUCCCUUUAUUAGCUUCAUUUAUUGGUUGUGGUAAUAGCGAGGAAGAGAUGUCACAUUUCAUCUGUCAGCAAAAGAAAUCAACAUAGAGUCUUGUUUCCAACCUGAAAGGCUUUGUAGCCAAAUGAAGUUGUAAUUUUAGAACAGAAUUCGAAGGCCAAAUGUUCUUCUCUUUGCUCUUAGCAUUGUGGAUGACCUAUGGCGUUGCGGGUAAGUAAUGUCGAAACGUAGUUCGCCGCGUUGGCACUUGCAUUACCCUUCUUGAAUGUUUCUACUCGCAAGUCCGUGAGGUUCCUUCACUAUUCCAACCUUGGUCAUCCCCGGGUGGGGAAAAUUGGCGGUUGCAACUGAAAUAAGCAAACGUCGAGGAAACUCAAUGGAGAAACAAUUUCGCUGAAGCGUGAGAAGAGUUCGUGAACGGUAGCAAUUGUUUUGAGAGCGAAGCAAGUGAAGCGCGGCAGCUGCUCAUACAACAUAGCGCUGCCACGAACUCCAUUUGUGAGACGCACUUGAACGUUUACGUCCUUAUAGUAAACUGACUGGAUCGAAUGGUGCUUUAUGCUAAUGCUCUUUUGAAAAUUUUGUUCUGUUUUCCUUUGUUAUGUCUAUAGUUUCACUGUUUACGUUCCUUGGUGCAGAAAAUUCAAAGCUAAUGGCGAGCGAACUCUGCAAACUCUUCAACCGCAGAGAUUUAUAUACAACAGCCGAUUGCUCCAUAAACCUGCAAAUUACUGUCUGUGGACCUUUAAAUAAAAUCAAAAGGAAAGGUCACCUUUUCGUAAUUCAUUCGUGUACCAUUUUUGUGAUAAGUAAAGGAAUUCUUUCCAAGUUACUGAACUAUUUUCCAUAGGGGGCUUUAUGUUCCAUGCUACGUGACACCUAGUAGUCUUAGUAGGAAGGCAUCAAAACAACCCCAGCUUAUGUUUUCCUCGAUAACAUUUGCUGCAUCAUUCCACCAUUGUGUUGCUUGCUUCGUCUCACAGUAAGGGAUUUAAUUGUUAGCAUUAUUUCUUUCGCUAGCGUUUUCAUUUGAACUAACUGCUGAAGCUAUUUCAUUUUCAUGCAGGCUAUGCUUACAAUGCCUUCAUACCCCUUGGUUUUGUCAAAGAACCUACAAACACGGUAGCUCGCAAGAAUGAAGCCGUCAGGUUGCAAUGCGAAGUACAGGGUUCCCCUCCUGCUACAAAUUUUACGUGGUUAAAAAAUGGAAAGGUGAUCACAGUUAAUGAGAGAGUGAAGAUAGUAUCCAGAGGAGCAUUGCUCAUAAAUCCGGUACACACGCGAAAGUACAAACUCGAUGUUGGAGAAUACCAGUGCUUUGCUUCAAGUUCCAAAUUCACAAUAGUUAGCCGCAAAGUGCGUUUGGAAGUGGCCGGUAAGUCAUGAUUACAGUGCAUGUUUCUGACUCAUUGUGGUUAUUUUCUGUUUCUAGCAUUCUUAAUGGCGUGAUUUGAACAGCUCCAGUUUCGGGCAGAUUACAUCGUUGAACGCGAAGUUUGUAUGUCAUCUCCGCAACGCUUAAAAUUCCUUUCUGAACAUAGCGUUCUUCCGACUGCUUAUGAAAAUCUCGAAACGUACGAUAUUCAAAAACGGGAAUCGUACGUUGGCUUUUGACACUUUCAACAGCGGUCAAUUGAAAGGCGAAGUACAAUUUUUCAAUCGUGAUUGCACAUCAGCUGGCCAAUUUCGGGUAUUUACUUCGGUUCUUUUUUUUUCCUGUUGCUGAUCACGCGAUCGUUCUUUGCUUGCUUGUUCUCUCAUUUUCAUUUUCACUUUUGUAACGACGUUUCAAUUAUCUCUUUCUGACGAGCAGAGAGCAAUUUGUUUAAAAACAUGUUUACAAUCUUUUAGUGACCCGAAAUUUUAACCUUUCAGCGAAACGUCUUCGUGAAGCUUUGCUCAGCCUUAAAAAAUUGUUAAAACAUUGUAGAUAACCUGGUCAAUAAUCGUGUUUUUCCAACACUUUGAAUUCACUAUCGUUUUAUCGUAUUAUGGACAGCUUAUUCGCCCAAACUACGGUUUUAUCUGUCGUGGCUUUUCAAGUGUAAAUAUCGCGUUCGUUAACGUUAGGAGGAAGGACAAGAGGUUAAGCCUAAGUAAGCGUACACGCCUUCUAAACGAACGUAGCAAUUGAAUGUUUUAAGUGUAUAUUUAAGCUUAUUUCUUGUCUUUCGUAAUAAGUAAUGCUUUAGCGAAAAUCUUUCUAUCGUGUUGGUGAUUGAUUCAAAAUGAUUUUUACAACUGCAAUACUGCCUGUACUGCUGGAAUUGAUACAAUUUUGUUGUCACGUCCGCCGAUAGAUAGCAGUAGGACAAGGUUGGAAACCUUCUAAAUACGUACAUGCCAAGAGUCGUUUUGACUCUCAACUGCAAAUAACCUUUAAAUACAACGUUUAGUCUUCUAACCAAUUCACACCACGCUGUGUGUACCAACAACUCAUAAACUCCUUAACUCGUUAUGUUUUAAAACACCUUUGACCUGUUCUCUAAAAGAGUUUGUGCAAGUACAGAAUUGAAUGACCGUAGCGACUUUUUUUUUUUUCGCGUAACCUGACCUCGGAAACCCGCGCUAAUAUUAACAUGUAACGAAAGAAUAACAGUACUAAAUAAAAUAUACCAGAUUAUCAAACACAAGAAAGAAACUGGGUAUUUUUCGUCUCGUUCUAAACAUGGCGGAUAUUGAAACGCCAAAGGCCAAGAUUGCAGUGAUUGGUCUUUUGUUCUAUGGCCUAUGGGAAUCCACUAUAACACAAUAAUCACGUGCUCAUAAAUAUUAUCCGCAUACAUGGGCAAAUGUUGCGGGUUUGAUUUAAAGUGAUCAUUUUGUUGUAAGAUGUCUCUGUGAUCAAAUAAAGAAAACACACGGUACCUCACAAUGUAGAACAAAACAAGUAGUGAUUGUUCCAUGCAAUGGAAUGAGUGCCUGAGAGUGCGGCAUUUUUAGAACAACGUUGUGAAUUCACCUUUUGAUAGGCGUUACUGUUGGCACUUAGGAAAGUAAACAAUGUUGCGUGUAGUUUACUAGGAACAUUUUUUGUUUGUGGCUUUUAUGGUAUGUUAUGUCUUCUUGUUUUUUUGUUAUAUUUAUCCUGUUGGUAGAAUGUGCUGAUUUUUUUAUUAUUUAAACCUCUAAACAACAGGGGUUGUCAUAUGGUAAAAUAAAUAAGACUUAUUGUAAUGUAAUUACUUUUUUUUUUUCUCUUUUAUUGAAUGUUGUUUAUUUAUGUUUAAUGGUUAUCUAAUUUUCAUUACUUUUUUGGAAAAAAGUACUGUAAUAUCUGUGUUUUUUUUAUUUAGCCCGCAUGUUUAGGCAGGAACGUUUAUUUUGCCUUCUUCAAGGCAUGUUUAAUCUGAAUGAUAGCUAUGAUAUAUAAGCAUAACAUGUGACUCAAACAAUCACUUUAAAAUGGAACUGUAGAAGGAUGAAACUUAAUUUAUAUGAUGUAACAAUGUAACUUAACCUUUAAUCGAGGCACAUGAUCUGGCACCCCAGGGGGAAGGGGACAGGCAGAGACUUAAAAAAUUAAGUGUACCUCUAGAAAAAUCCUGGCUAUUCCCCUAUGUAAGGUACAUGUAGUUCUAACUUUUGAGGCUGGGAAUGAAAUCCUUUGGUAUGACCAUUCAAAUAAAACCUCUCUAGCAGUACUUUCACGUGGUAUUGUUAGUUUUUCUGCAUUUUACUCAAUAAAUUGUAGAUUUUUUGUCAAUUAUUUACUUUAGUCACUUCUGGGAGUGAAACUGCUAGAUCGCCCUUUCAGUUUGCCCUUUUUUUGUACAUGUAAAUCGAAGGGAGAACUUGACUUUGGAUCAGGUGUCACCUAGGGUGUAAUUGUUUAAGUUUUGGAGAAAUUUAACUUCUCAGAGUCACUCUUUAGUAUCAUUACCUUCUAAUUACAGGUAUCUCCAGGAAAUUUCUCCAGGAGCCCAAAAAUACAACAGUAAGAGUUGGAUCAGUAGCAAGGUUUUCUUGUAAAGCACGUCAUGAUGUUCCACCUGCCAAAAUAGCAUGGGAGAAAGAUGGAAGUCCCCUCAACUCAUCUAGUAGACUGGUUAUCUUGGAUCAAGGAGUACUUCAAAUUAAGAAUGUUUUGAAAUCUGAUGAAGGAAACUACAGGUGUAUUGCAAGCAAUAUUGCUAAAACAAGGUACAGCCAGGCUGCCAUCCUCUCGGUGAAAACAGGUUUGUGUUAAUUAUUCACAAUUUUGAAAAGAAACAGGGAAAUUGUCUCUAAUUGCAGCAGGGUGAACAUCAUUUCUGUUGUCAAUGAGAGUAUAGACCAUGGAAAAUUGAUGUUGAUAUAUAUUUUUUUUACAAAUGUACAUGUACCAUUGACAAUGGGCAUUGACAGCCCAUUUCAGGUGAAGUGUCUUGAAAAAAAAAGCAUGAGAAAGAGAGAAACAAAAUUAAUUGCACUGCAAAAAUUAUUCAUUUCCAUAGUCCAUAAUCUCAUCCAUAGUAUUUUUACCAAUCAGCGGACAGAAAAUCACCCUGGUAUUGCUAACAUGUACAUUGAGCCACAAGGGCACCAUGCGUGGCGAUGGCCUGCAUUUUUUUAAGAAAUCAAGCUCUAGUUUUUCAUUGUUUCUGCAUAAACUCUCUCAAAAAAGUCUUUAAAAUUUUGAAGAAGGAUAUGGAACAUUCUUGAAAAGUCCUUGAAUUUUUGGUCAGAAAAAAGGUGAGAACCCCUGAAUGGGUAAAAAGGGCCCAGGCUGGAGUAGCACUUUGCCCUGUAAAGCUAUGAAAAGUAAAAUAUAUCAGUUGUUCAGGGAAAGUGUAUUUAGGUGAUUCAACUCCAAGAAUAACUCCAACUUACUCCCUUCAUUGAAAGAAUGUUUAUUUGGACUUUCCGAAAAUUCACCCAACAAUAGCUGCCAUACAGUAAAAUUAAACUACACUCUGUUGUUUAUGAGAUUUUACAUUUAUUCUUGUCAACUUCAUAACAAAGCACUUACAUGUACUCUCUCAGACUUUGCCAACCAAAUAGAAAUUAAAUACCAGCUAGAAAAUUCUUUUUUGAUUCCUUAUUAUGUAACAGGGUGCAAAGAAAGUCAUUUUUACAGCUUGCCAUUAGGGCAAACUGAAGCUAGCAUUUACUAGUGCAGAUAUCAUUUCAACUAGCCCCAAAAGCUUUUUGAUGAGCCGAAUUGAUUUCACAGUUCUUCUAUUAUUCGAAUUCGUCAAAAAACAUCACUUGCCCUUUGGGCAAGUUAAAAACAGAAUUCACUAGCCCAAUAGCAAAAUUCACCAGCUCUGAGCUAUUGGACACUACUUUCUUUGCACGGCGUGUGAUUAUGUAAUUUUUGUGAACUAUAACAGUGUGAUUUAAAUAAAAAAAUGAAAAAAAAAAAAGUAAAAUAUAUGUAGAUUUCAUCUGUGGCAUCGUAAGGAAGAAGGACUAGCACAGUCAUAUAGUGCAUAACGUUCUGAGGUUGAUUCCCAGGUGUGACCUCAAGUCCUUUUUCGAUAUCUUUCUGUAUGUUUAGCUGUAAGUAGCUUAAAUUUCUGUAAAACAGAGCACUGAUGAAAAAACAGGAGUAAAAUGAGUGCACCGUCGGCUUCAGGAUGUUCAGUCUAAUAAGUAUCAUAACCAGCUAAAGACCUAUCAUAAGGACCUUUUUUUCAUCCUUAAUAACUAUUAAACCUUGUAGCAUUAGUGAAUUGGCUGUUUGAUCAGAGAAAAACUCCUCAGUUACACAUCUGCAAUCAUUAUGCUAUGAAAAAAAGUUAAAAUGGAAUAACCUUGCGUGAUAUUUAAUUAAUUGAUUGCUCUUUGAUACUGUUCUAGAUCAGUAUCAAUAAAAUGUUUCACUAAAAUACAAGAACAAAGGGACUGGGGUAAACCAACCAAUUAUUGUCUAGAAUAUUAAUUUAUGGCUUAUAAUAUUGGCUCAUCUGAAAGAUGCACAAAUCAGUAAUAGUUCUUACAGUUUAUUUAUUAACAUUAUGUGCAAAGUUUGACCUAAGUUACUGGAGAUAACAGUGAUUACAUACAAAACUGCCUACUUCUUUAUGAAGCUUUAUUGAUUGUUUAUGUGAGUGCUGGUAGUAGUAAUAAUAUUUGGUAAUAGAAGAGUCAAUAUAAUGAUCACCCUUGUUACAGCAAUCCAAUAUUAUCUUUCUUUGAGCCUCAAAAUAUGUUUUCAAGCAGUUAGGAGUUGCUUAUAAUAGUUAUUUUGCCAAAUGUUUAACAGUUCUCUUGUAAAGUUAUAAAACUGUGCAGUUCAUCUGUGAAUGAAGGUAGUUAAUGUAGAAGUAUAACAAUGAUCCCAAAAGAAUCAGUCUGUAAAAUGUUCAUAGACCCCUCACAUAGUUGUCAUAUUUUCUAUUAACCCUUUAAGCCCCAAUAUCCACAUACAAAUUCUCCAAACUGAUCUCUAUACAUUCUUAAAGAAUAAGUUGAGAGAAUUUGAUGAAAGAUCGAAGCAUUUUCUCUUAGGUGAUCAAUUUAUUAAUUCUCAUAACCAAAUCUCUUGAUAAUCUUUGGAUGUGGUUAGGAGAAAAUUGAUGUUGGUCACCAUUGAUUUUUACAUUUUUCUAUCAAAGCUUGAAGUAGGCCCUUCAUAAGCAUAUCAAGGGCAUGUUUCGUGAACCACAUCUUCCUGUGCUGUGAGUGUUUUGUCUGAGAUUAUUUGCCCUGCUUUGGUUAGUCUCUCCAAGGUCAUUUUUUUAUAUGAAAGAUACAUUGUACCUAUUUUUUAAGUGAGUAGUCGGAUUAGAACAGGUAUCUGAUUUGCAAUGUCAGUUGUAUAUCAGCCUUGUCUUUCUUUGUGCAAGAAACAUUGCUCCAUUCAUUGUCCUUCUGUAUCACCCAUGCAUAAAAAUCUGUACCUUGAAAAAUGAUCAGUGGAUUCUGGGAAUAAAUUUAUUGUGAUGCUCUCCAUUAUUUAGCAUGCAAGUUUAAGCAGUGUCUUGGCACUGACAUCAAAGCAAACUACUAUUACGUGUGUAAAGCUUUGUUGGAGGAAACUAUUUUCUUUCCUAUUGAAAGUUGCAACCACCAUCAGACUGUAUUUUAUGAGUGGUUUUUGAAAAUAUAUUGAUGGUUAUGGGCUUAAGUGGAAUUGCGUGUCAAACCUCCAUGGAAUGAAUCCCAGACGUCUGGAAUGAGACAAAAAUAAGGAAAUCAGGUAGUCCAAAGGGCAAUAUGAUGAAUCACAUGAUUACAGGUAACACAGUGCUGUGAGAAGAGCAAGUAUCUAGCCAGCGUUCAAAGAAAGUCCUGUCCCAUAUCCCUAGGCCAAUGGAUUUUGCUAUCAGUCUAGUGAAUUCUAAUAUUAACUUGCCUCAUAGGCAAGUGAAGUUUCUAGGGGAAUUCAAAUUACAGAAGAACUGUAAUCAAUCCUGUUCAUCAAAAAUUUAUUGGGGGCAAGUUAAAAUGACUCGUGGGCUAGUGCAUGCAAGCUACAGGUUGCCCUCCUUUCCUUGCACCCUGCUAGCCUAAAACUGCAUUAACUAACAGUGUUUUUUCACAACAAAAUCAACACAUUUUUCAUCUCUGUGAAGCAGUGAAGACCCUCAAUAUCUAUCUAAGACAUUCUUGUUCUAGAAAGUGUUAUGUGCCAUUAAUUAGCAACACUCUCAGAAAUGUAAAUUUGUUAUUAUGGAAGUAGCAUGUAAAUAACAAACUGAGUCAAAUUUGGAUGAGGUGAAAAGGCAUAGAUAUUCUUUACAUACUCACCAAUGUAAAUAAAGCAAAUACGCAAAACUAUAAGGCUCUCAUAGGAUUAAUUUUUGCAGUGUUAUCAUGAGGCACCAAACAACCUACUUUUACAGUUGAUAUUGGUCACUCUUGACUGGGGUUUAGUAUGGGUCAUGCCAUCUUGUCUUCAUUGACAACAAACUUUGUGUUUAAAAACCCAGGCACUGUAUAAUUGCAGCCCAGUGAAAAUGAGCCAGCAGCCAGCCAUUUUGCUACUUCCAGUGGAAUAUUCGGCUUCUACUCAACGCUUAGAUGUUAUUAAUGAUAUUAAAUAAAAACCGCAAAAGUUUUGCCUGCUACCUCUGGUUAUCCUGCCUACUGCUGCAAAUAUUUUGACAAGGCCGUGCUCUAGCAGGGCUCAUUGGCCCCUGGCGCCUAACUUUUGCCCCUGGGUGACAAGAAAAUCGUAAUUUUUUCCGAGAAAUAAUAAUGCUGGGCACCCUGGAUUUCACAAGUUCGAAGCACUGGGCUUCCUUCAAUUUUCCUCAGAGCACAGCCUUGGUAUAUGUGACAUAUAGCAAGAAAAAAUGUUGCAAUUAUUGACUUGCAUCCUUUCCAGUGGGGAGUAAGCAGUUACCCCUGAGUGGCACUGAAGGUGGGAUACGCUUGGGCCAAUUUGGCCUCAUUGGCCCAAAGUGCACCCUUGCCUUUACUACUCACCAUACAGUUUACUCUUAUUAAUAAUGAUGUGGAGAAACAUAAACAUGUAUAAACUACCAAGAUAAUGUGUCGACAUUUCAGUGACCACGUGAAAUAUGUUAUUAUCAAGGAGCUGAAAUAAAUUGAACUUGCAUUUAUUUAUUUCCAUUCCUUGAUAGUGACAUCAUGAGGUCCUUGAAACAUUAGAACAUCUUUUUGUUAGUUUUUACAUGUUUACAGCUUACUCUAUACUGAAAAAUUGCCACUUAUGUUUCCUACUAAAAACAUUUUUAUAUUGUUCUGCUUUCUUUUAGAUUCAGAUGUAGCCACUGUGAGUCUUAAGUUCAUUGGUGUCCCUCGCAACACAACUGUUUUAAAAGGAAGAAAUGCUGUAUUGGAAUGUGCGGCUACUGGUUAUCCUGUUCCAACUAUAAGAUGGACAAAACUGGGUAAAAACAAUGGAAAGUUUAAUGCACCUAGGGCAACCUAUGGAAUUGGCAAUCUUAACUUUUCCAACGUUGAUGAAAGUGAUGAAGGACAGUAUGAGUGUCAAGCUACUUCUAAUGGGCGAACUAUUUCCAGAACUGCAUGGCUUCUUGUUAGAGGUACUUGAUUAUAACCCUUUUAAGUCCCAAGAAUGACCAACAUCAAUUUUCUCCUAGAAAUAUCCAUGCAUAAUCAAGAGAAAAGGUUAGGAGUAUUAGUAAAUUAUCACCUAAGGGAAAAUGCUUUGAUCUUUUAUCAAAUUCUUUGAACUAAUUUUUUAAGGAAAUGUAUGGAGAUCAGUUUGGGGAAUUUGUAUGUAGACACUACAGGCUUAAAGGGUUGGUGAUGAAGUGAGCUAUUGAUUUGAGUUAGAUGAAGUGCUUGCAAUUGCAGGGGUGCAACUUCAGAAUUUCAAUUGCAUUAUGUUCCUACAGUCAUAACUUGCUCAUGCGCUGGUGCCUUAAGCUCGUGCUUCCUUAAACUUUGAAAAUCAGGUUACUCCACGUCAUUUUUGCAACCUGCAUUAAGUGUCUAAAAAUCAAAGUAAACCUCAAAAAAAAUAUAUUGGUAUAGUAAAAGAGCACCAAGAAAUUUGAAAAAGUAAAGCAAAACAAAACAAAGACACUUUCUGUUGUACAAUAAAAAAUCUCUCACAGAAAUUAAAAAAUGGCUGCAAAUUCUCAAUCAAAUUCAGAAGUACACACAAGAAUACCUGGACAGCAAUGGUCAAAAAGGUGAAUUAGUUUUUAAUAAAUUUUUUAUUGGUGAAAGGGUUCUUGCACAUCUAAACCAUUUUUGGUUUCUUGCCUUAUUACCCACUAUGUACAACAUUUUUUUUUAUAUACCAGUCGCAAGUAUUUGUGCUAAUAGUCAUGGCUAUAUUUUCCUGUAACGUUGAUGUUUUUACUUCAGCAUCCUGCAUCCUUGAUGCAUAAAAAUCUGCGAAGAUGCAAAAUUAAUUUGUAGGACACCAAAGUUGAUCGAUCAGUCUGAAGAUGUUUUUCUAGAAUAUCCUUGUCAUGUGUUUUCUUAUUGUGGCUGUAGUUGAUGCCUAUUUAUGUUAGUCUUUUUAUAUAGAAUAACAGGCUAUAUUUUAAUUUCAUUAAACUGUGAUAUUAGAGUCUGUCCUCAGAUUAACUGUCUGGUUACAUAAAGGCCCAAGCAAUUUCAAUUUAGGACUCAUUGCAGGGUUGUCAUUAAGAGCCAGGGGCCGGGGAUUUUCCCUGGCUACUAAGAGAGUGGCCCCCGGCUACUUUUAUUGGAAAAUAGAAAGAAAAUAGAACCAAAAGAAAUCCCUAGCCGUUUGAUUCCCCGCCUACUUGUUGUAUUUACCCGGCAACUUGAAAUCUUAGUGACAACCCUGCGUUGUUUGUUGAACUGGGACUUAUUGGUUCUGCACUGAGACUUGCUAUUUUUCACAAGAUGAGUCCCAGGACUCACCAUAGCUAAUUGUAACAAAAACUUGUCUAAUCAUAACAUUCAUAAUAUAACAAUUAUUAUAUAUUAUUAUUGUUUCUAGUUCCUCCGAAGUUUACAAAGAUACCCGCCAAAAUGCAGUGGACAACUAAUAAGCCUAUCAUAUUUCACUGUGCUGCCACUGGAUUGCCUCGACCAACCAUUUCUUGGCUAAAAAAUGGCAAGCCACUGAUCACAAAUAACAGAACAUCAGUAACCUAUUACGAAGGAGGAGCAGACUUGACCUUAUCUGGCAAUAACAAAACAGCAAUGUACCAGUGCUUUGUGCAGAAUGAAGUUGGUAGUAUUCAGGCUGCAGUCACCGCUGUGGUUCAAAGUAAGGAGGGUUUCGGCUCAAACUUGAUCAGUAAAUUACCUCAUUGGUACUUUAUUUGGUGGGUCUUAAAUUCCGUGUUUUCACCAAUUGCAAAAAAAUUGCAAAAUUAAAGACCUGCAAAUAGAUAUCCUCGCGAAAUUAUACUCUCAAAAUGUAAUAGCGGUAUAGAAAAUUCAAAUCACAGGGAAAACAAAUGAAAACAAGACGCAUGAGUGCAUGAACCCUGCAUUCUUUUAGUUCAUAAAAUGAUAGAGUGCUGGGGGAAAAUGUGCACUGUGUAAUAAUGCGCUACGGCCCAGAUGAACUUUGAUUAUGAAUUGAUGAUGAAUAAAUGGAACAUACUUCCGGCUAGCAAAUCUGACUGGAAAGACUCGAAUGUUCCAAAGGGAUGUACUUGACCAUGACUGCAUAAUGCUUCAAAGUAGUGUUUGCAGCUAGUUUUUGUUUUCUUUAAAUUAGCAUGAGCUUCAGUCACAAUCCUAAUAUUUUGAGGGAAAAAACUUUGAAAUAACACCCCAUAUAAAGAGGAAGAGAACAUAAUGGUUGGAAUAAUUGAAUAAUUAUGUCAGGAUUUUAAAUUUGUUCUGGUUGCUGAAGUGAUUAUUGUACAUGCUAAAUUACUACAAAGGAGUAAAAAAUCCAGAUCUCCCUAUGAGUAAGAUAUUUAUUUAUUUUAUUGUCACUCUCAUACAGGAUAAUCCCAAAACCAGUUUAAGAUACAUAAUAUUAUAAUCGUUUUGUCGAUCCUUUUAAUUGCAAGUUUGAAUGUACAGUAGCUGAACACAGCAAAGAGAAAAAUUUCUAGCAUCGAUAAUUGUGAAAUUUCCAAUAAUGUUGGAUCAAUCAAAAUGGAGUUUUGCAAGAUCGAAAUUCGAUAGUAAGCAAUCGCCCAUUUUUUCAAUUAAAGCUAUAAGCUUACAUUUAAUCUGUAAUUUAACUUAACAAUGAGAUGUUGUUUGAUCGAUCAAAAUCAUGUUGAAUUUUAGCGUUAAAUAACUGUACGUGCUUUACAAACCUGCCGCUUCCGUGCGAGCCCAAUACAAGUUAAUUCAUAUAUGACAAAAAAAGUCAAAGAAUAUUCCUUUCCCUUGAUAUACUAAGUUAACUGUUUUUAUACCGAGACAGCCGGGAAGCACAGGACUUGGACCAAGCACAAACUUCUGCGAUGAACAGUCAGAUUUGUUUAUUUUGAUGAAUGAAAAUUAAUGCACCGAAAUGGCAAUUUACUGCCACUUUCCUGCAACUUGGUACAAACUAUGCUAUAUUACUAAGAUCAAAGCUUAUUUCUCUGCUUUUAAAUUUUCUAAUGUGUCUUCCUGUUUUGCGAUAAAAGCUAUAAAGCAUAAAAUUUCUAAGGUGUUUACAGUGAUGUGUGUGGACAUGUUUAUACAGAUUGAACAGUCAAGUUGUACAAUUUAAAGCACAAAAACGGUCCAUACAUUUUACAAAACUGCUUCUUCCUUGCACCUCGGUACAUGCUUAGUGUUUCUUCAGCUGCUAUAUAAAAAUCUCGUGACUUGCACUAAAUAUAUAAAGUGAAAAUUACCCACCUUUUUAGCAUGUCUUCUUCUCGCAACCAGCGAUCACAAUGCCGAUCUUACUAAAACGGAUCAAGCCACUGUCUUAGUCUGACAGUUUCGGGAUGCAUUAUCCUCUAUAUAACACACAUUACUAAACAUUUCGACCAAAAUAAUUGUCAACCUCUCACAGAGGCAACAAAACAACAACGUUAAUGCCACUGACUGACAAAAAAGCUGCCUUUUGUUCUUGACAACAUGUCAAGGGGAGUUUGCCUCUAAACCAAUAAAUUUGCCGGAAAUCGAUCACAUGAUAUUCUGCCAGUACAGGCAUGCACUUUGAAGAUCAGAGGGCGAUUCGACAACGAAGGAAAAACCCAGGCCAUUUUAUAAUUCAUCUCUUCCUGAAAGGAAGGCCGGGUAAUGAUUAACAUGUAAUAACAAAAACAUAUACAGGAUAUGUGUCAACAAAUUCACUUUACCCAGACAAUUAACUAAUUUUACUGGUAUGUUGUGUUUUGUUACCUUCUGUCGUGAAAAAAUGUGAAUUUGCAGAGAUUUCACACAUGAAGUAAAGAAUCUAGCCAUCAUCUUCAUGUUAAUCGCUAGAUUCGUACGAGUCCCUUAUUGAAAUAAGGGUUCAGACUUUUUGAAAAACAAAAUGAAAUUAAGAAUUGUACAAUUAAAUUAACAAUUAAUGAAUGAGGCUGAGUAACUUAUCGAGGAGGGUGUUAAAACACCCUCCGAGCUCUCCAUAAUUCUUUAUAUGAUGUGAAAGCCAAGUUCAAUAAUUGUUUUAUUAUUCAUUCAAAAUAAUUCCUGGUUUAAAAACAUAGCUAAAACAAGCUUACCUGCAUCGAUGUUAAGUUAAUCCUUGAUGGUUUACGUUUAGGUUUGUCCAGCUACGCAUAUAUUCUCCAAUAGCCCUCCGAGUUGUCUUCCUACUGUUUUUUCUAUGUUUUUAGCCAUUAUUUCGCCUAGUUCCAGCUGUAGUUCUUACUCUUGAAAUGGGUGAAGUGUCCACCAUUUUAGUUUUUACAACAAAAACAACUCAAUCUUGUCCUCAGGUCUUCUCGGUUAACGGUGCAUUAACCUGUAGAAGGCUGCAUUUUUUACGUAGUUUCCUUGUUAAACACAAAAUUCUUCCAAAUUUAGUCAUCAGUAACUGGUUAUGGUGAAUUAUGCAUGUGCUUUUAGCCAAUCAGAAUCAGGGAAAUAUUGUGAAUGAAUAAUAAUGCCAUUUAUUCAUAAUAAUUAUGUGCCUGUUAAAAUGGCAAAAAUAAAUCCUUCACCAAAAUUGCAAAAUUAAGUACCAAUAAUUGAAUGAAUAAAAGAAUAGUAAAUAUUUUUUAUCAUUGUUGUUACAGUAACUGCUGUAGUGUUGAUGCUAGAUUGGAAUUACAGUCAAAUCUCUCUCAAUAGACACCUUUGUAAGACAGAUAUCUCAAUAACAUGAACACCUAGAUUUCUUUAAUCCUAAAGACCCAGAUAGCAAAUUCCCACAGUUUGGGUGGAAUUUAUUAUUAGUUCCACUGUCACCAAGAUUCUUUUGUUUUUGCCCUGUUAUGGCAAAACUCAAACUCCCUGCAAUUUACCAAAAAAUUAUAGCCACCUUUGUUUUGUAGUAAAUGGAGUUUUAACACUAGCUGUUUCAUUUCAGAUAACCAGCCGGGGCCCCCAACUAAUGUUGUUGCUCUGGCACGUUCCGCUUCAUCAAUUCUGGUGACCUGGAGCCCUCCCGAUGGGCACUACCAAAUAAUUGGAUACACAGUGCAUUACAACAAGCCGGGAGGUGCAGGCAAUGAGGAAAAGCAAAACACUGUCGAAAGCGAUGUAUACAGCAACAUUGUUACCAACUUGCAACCAUUUACAAAUUACAGUUUCUAUGUGAGAGCGUAUACAAAGGCAAUUGGGCUUGACUCCAAAGUAAUCACACAACAAACCAAACAAGACGGUAAGUUAAUUCCAACAAUAAUAAGUUGUGGCUCGUAUAAGUCACAUUUCAUAAAUCACAAGUACAUUUUACAAGUUACUGUUUUAUGGAAUGGUUUCUCCUUGUUCUAAAACAACAUUCUACAGGCUCUAGGAUUUCAAAUCCAAAGGAAAACAAUUCUUUGGCUCAUGCCCAGAGAUCGUGGGAAAAUAUCUGUAACAAUUUGUGGUUCGGUGAAAAUUCAUGAGAAUCCACCUCCUUUAAUGUUUUCAAUGUUUCAAAGUCAUAUAUUUUUUUCUUGGCACUGGAAGCCAUAAACCAGUAACCUGCAAUGCACUUUGAGAACGAUUGAAGGUAGUGGAUAAUAGAAAACUGGCAGAUACUAAACAACAUUUUAAGUUUCGUGUCCAUGUAUUUUAAGCUGAGUCGUAACUAAAGAAUUGCUCUACUAGUUAGGUGACAUGUUUUCGUCCUGUUAAUUUAUAUCUGGCACAGUGACCGUUGCUCUGAUCUAUGAAAUGUGGCAUUUAGGAAAAACCUGUCAUUCUUCCCCCAGAGCUUCCCAAACCAAAAUUCCAGUCAAAUCGAAAUUUUAUUUUCUGAACCAGAACCAUGCAAACGUACUUUUGAAACCUUUUUCGAUUGAAUGGUCUUGCUUGAGGCUUUUGUCUCCAGACUCAAAACUUCAUCUUCUGUCCUUUUCAUUCACAAAGAUUUUGAAUGGAGUUACACUCUUCAUCAGAGGAAAGGUCACUGUCUAUCAGAGGUACAAUAGGGACCACUUGGCAUGUACAAUUUCCAGGGUUUUCAAAAAGAGUUAGAGUAGCGGGACUAAUGGGAAAAGUAGCCUGAGUAUAGCGACAGGGAGUUGCAAGGGGGCGCUAGUGUUGGGGUGGACGUGGCGGGGGGGGGGGAGGGUGAAUUCUCCCUCCAGUGGGAAGGGUUUGGGGGCUGCCUCCAGGGUGUCUUGGGGGUAUCCUUGCUGGGGGGCUUUCCACUAAAUUAUGAGGACGAGGAAGUGGAUUAAAAACCAAGUUCUUUAAAUUUUGGACUAAAAGUGAAGGUAAGCAUAAAAUUUCUAAGGUGUUUACAGUGAUGUGUGUGGACAUGUUUAUACAGAUUGAACAGUCAAGUUGUACAAUUUAAAGCACAAAAACGGUCCAUACAUUUUACAAAACUGCUUCUUCCUUGCACCUUGGUACAUGCUGAGUGUUUCUUCAACUGCUAUAUAAAAAUCUCAUGACUUGCACUAAAUAUAUAAAGUGAAAAUUACCCACCUUUUUAGCAUGUCUUCUUCUCGCAACCAGCGAUCACAAUGCCGAUCUUGAUAAAACGGAUCGAGCCACUGUCUUAGUCUGACAGUUCCGGGAUGCAUUAUCCUCUAUAUAACACAUAUUACUAAACAUUUGGACCAAAAUAAGUGUCAACCUCUCACAGAGGCAACAAAACAACAACGUUAACGCCCCCGACUGACAAAAAAACUGCAUUUUGCUCUUGACAACAUGUCAAGGGGAGUUUGCCUCUAAACCAAUAAAUUUGCCCGAAAUCGAUCACGUGAUAUUCUGCCAGUACAGUCAUGUGCUUUCAAGAGCAGAGGGCGAUUCAAAGACGAAGGAAAAACCCAGGCCAUUUUAUAAUUCGUCUCUUCCUGAGAGGAAGGCUAGGUAAUGAUUAACAUGUAGUAACAAAAACGUAUACAGGACAUGUGUCAACAAACAAUUAACUAAUGUUAAGUUGUGUUUUGUUACCUUCUGUUGUGAAAUAAUGUGAAUUUGCAGAGAUUUCACACAUGAAGUAAAGAAUCUAGCCAGCAUCUUAAUCGUGUUAAUCGCUAGAUUCGUACGAGUCCCUUAUGGAAAUAAGGGUUCAGACUUUUUGAAAAAUAAAAUGAAAUUAAGAAUUGUACAAUUUAAUUAACAAUUAAUGAAUGAGGCUGAGUGUCUUAUGAAGAAUUAUGGAGAUCGAGGAGGGUGUUAAAACACCCUCCAAGAUCUCCAUAAUUCUUCAUAUGAUAUGAAAGCGGAAUUCAAUAAUAAAUUAUUUUAUUAUUCAUUCAAAAUAAUUCCUAGUAAAUAAAAACAUAGCUAAAACAAGCUUACCUGCAUCGAUGUUAAGUUUAUCUUCUAUAGUUUACGUUUAGGUUUGUCCAGCUCCGCAUAUAUUCUCCAAAUAGCAGAUGUCGCCCUCCGAGUUGUCUUCCUACAGUUUUUUUCUCUGUUUUUAGCCAUUAUUUCGCCUAGUUCCAGCUGUAGUUCUUACUCUUGAAACGGGUGAAGUGUCCGCCAUUUUAGUUUUUACAAUGAAAACAACUCAAUCUCGUCCUCAGGUCUUCUCGGUUUAACGGUGCAUUAACCUGUAGAAGGCUGCAUUUUUUACGUAGUUUCCUUGUUAAACACAAAAUUUUUCCAAAUUUGGUCAUCAGUAACUGGUUAUGGUGAAUUAUGCGUGUGCUUUUAGCCAAUCAGAAUCAGGGAAAUAUUGUUUAUGAAUAAUAAUGCCAUUUAUUCAUAAUAUGUGCCUGUUGAAAUGGCAAAAAUAAAUCCUUCACCAAAAUUGCGAAUUUUGGUUGACAUAUUUUUUAUCAUUGUUGUUACAGUAACUGCUGUAGUGUUGAUGCUAGAUUGGAAUUACAGUCAAAUCUCUCUCAAUAGACACCUUUGUAAGCUGGAUAUCUCAAUUACAUGAACACCUAGAUUUCUUUAAUCCUUAAGACCCAGAUAGCAAAUUCCCACAGUUUUUGGUGGAAUUUAUUAUUAGUUCCACUGUCGCCAAGAUUCUUUUGUUUUUGCUCAUAUUGUAAUGGCAAAUACUGCAAAACUCAGACUCCCUUCAAUUUACCAAAAAAUUCUAGCCAUCUUUGUUUUGUAGUAAAUAGAGUUUUAACACUAGCUGUUUCAUUUCAGAUAACCAGCCUGGGCCCCCAACUAAUGUUGUUGCUCUGGCACAUACCUCUUCAUCAAUUGUGGUGACCUGGAGCCCUCCCAAUGGGCACUACCAAAUCAUUGGAUACACAGUGCAUUACAACAAGCUGGGAGGUGCACGCAACGAGGAGAAGCAAAACACUGUCGAAGGAGAUGUAUACAGCAACAUUGUUACCAACCUGCAACCAUUUACAAAUUACAGUUUCUAUGUGAAAGCGCUUACAAAGGGGAUUGGGCUUGACUCCAAAGUAAUCACACAACAAACCAAACAAGGCGGUAAGUUAAUUCCAACAAUAAGAAGUUGUGGCUGGUAUAAGUCACAUUUCACAAAUCACAAUUACAUUUUACAAAUUACUGGUUUAUGGAAUGGUUUCUCCUUGUUCUAAAACAACAUUCUGCAGGCUCUAGGAUUUCAAAUCCAAAGGAAAGCAAUUUUUUGGUUGGUGCCCAGAGAUCAUGGGAAACUAUCUGUAACAAUUUUGUGGUUCGGUGAAAAUUCAUGAGAAUGCACCUCCUUUAAUGUUUUCAAUGUUUCGAAGUCAUAGAUUUUUUUCGUGGCACUGGAAGCCAUAAACCAGUAACCUGCAAUGCACUUUGAGAACGAUACAAGGUAGUAGAUAAUAGAAAACUGGCAGAUGCUAAACAACAUUUUUAGUUCCGUGUUCAUGUAUUAUAAGCUGAGUCGUAUCUAAAGAAUUGCUCUACUAGUUAAGAAUCUGAGUGGAAAAAUGGUGAAUUUCUGCAAAUGGAUCCCUAAGGCUGAAAAUGUCACUGGCAAACUAUUGUUCAGUUCGGUUAUUUUAAGACCACAGUAAUAACAUGGUACCAGAAAUGAUCCUUACCGUGAAUUCCUAGGGCUUGCUCUGUAUAAAAUUGCUAAUUUGGGCUAGGUGACAUGUUUUGGUGCUGUUAAUUUAUAUCUGGCACAGUGACCUUUGCUCUGAUCUGUGAAAUAAGGCAUUUAGGAAAAACCUAUCAUUCUUCCCCCAGAGCUUCCCAAACCAAAGUUCAAGUCAAAUUGAAAUUUUCUUUUCUGAACCAGAACCAUGCAAACGUACUUUUGAAACAUUUUCAAUUGAAUGGCCUUGUUUGAGGCUUUUGUCUGCAGACUCCAAACUUCACCUUGUGUCCUUAUUAUUCACUGUGAUUUUGAAUGGAGUUACUCUCUUCAUCAGAGGUACAAUAGGGACCACUUGGCAGGUACAGGUAGCCUGAGUAUAGUGACAGGGAGUUGCAUGGGGGGCUAGUGUUGGGGUGGACAUGGGGGGGGGUAGGGGAAUUCUCCCUCCAGUUGGAAGAGUUUAGGGGCUGCCUCCAGGGAGUUUUGAGGGUAUCCUUUCUGGAGGGCAUUCCAGUAAAUUAUGAGGACCCUGAAGUGAGAUAAAAAUCAAGUUUCUUUAAAUUUGUGCUAAAAGUGACUAGAGCGACUCACCCUUGGUGUUCAGUUGUGUUUUGGAUCUUGAAAGCUUACGUUAAUGUGUUUCUCUGAAAAUGUUUCUUCAUUUAGCACCCAGCAAGCCUCCCUCUGAUGUGAUGGUGACAAGUAGCACUCCUGAUGUGAGUCAAAUGCUUUUUGUUGCAUAAUUAAUGUGACAGGACCAGGGGCCUGUUUCUCGAAAGUCCUAAUAACAUUUUUGGUGCUGGAAAUCAAAUGUUAAAUCAAUCUUUAAAGAAUACAAGCACUUGUUCUAGCCAACAAACCAGUCAAUUUUGAUUGUUGUAACUUGUUAUUAGCCAAACUAUCAAAACCUCCUUCUCUAGUGUAAGCAACAACAGCUCUCUGGCCCAGUAAUAGGGACCUUAAGACCAUACAACGGUGAUGGUAACAAGAACGUCAAAAAAAAGCAAUAGGUUUGAUUAGCAAAACAACAAAUUUGUACUUGCAUCACGAUUUUUUUGUACAUUUCUUUGUUAUCACUGCAUGACUACAACGUGAAAAUGGCUAAUUUCAUGUUUUGUGGAGGGCGUAAACAAGCAACAACAAAAUUUUCUUUCUCCAUCUUAAGUUACUUUCACAAAGUAAAUGAUCUGGAAUAAUUGCAACUGAGGUUGAAGAAACGUAAAUUCACUUUUGAAGCAACGUUUUUGCUACUGUCGCCGUCCUUGCAUCUUAGGGUCCCUAAUAAAUGGGUCACAGGGUCUAAGAGCUGGAAGCUUGAGAUUCCCUCUGGCUGCUAUGUGCUUGACCCCUGGCUACUUUCAUAGGAAACAAAGAGAAAAUAGAACCAAACGUAAUUUCUAGCUGUUUUAUUCCUUGCUUACUAAUUGCAUACCUGGCAACUUGAAAUCUUAGCGACAUCCUUGCAGGAGUCUUUUUAUUUGAUACUCUGGGUCAUUUAUGUGUCAGAACAGUAUCACAGUUAACCAACAUCCAUUCUCGUUUUUAAUGUCACAUGUGAAAAAACUUUCUCCCAUCUUAGGCAAUAAAUUAAACCUGUUAUAAACCUAAGGUUAGUAUGCAUUUUUUAAAAACUCUUUAUAGCAACCCUUAAGUUUUCAAAUACAAGUUAGCCUUGUUAUAUAGAUAAAGAAAGGUAGAGAUAUUAUUUACAGUGGAAUGUCAGCAAUAGAUGUAAAAUUCUUACUCUUAAUCUACACUCUACAUGUAACAAAGAUGGGUAUUUUUUCUUUUGAAAAGUUGUAGUUAUUAUUAUUAUUGUUAUUGUUAUUAUUAUUAUUGUUAUUAUUAUUAUUAUUAUUAUUAUUAUUAUUAUCAUUAUUAUCAUCAUCAUUAUCAUUAUUAUUAUUAUUUUGUUAUCCUCUUAACAGAGUCUCGAGGUCAAGUGGCAACCUCCACCAACUGAUUAUAUAAAUGGCAUCAUAACUAAAUACAUAAUCACUUGUACACACAUCGAUGCUGGACAGUUGCCAAGAAAAACCAUUGAUGUUCCAGGUGAUAUUCUCCAUAAGACAAUUAAUGGAUUGAGCAAGGGAGCAAACUACAGUAUCAGAGUAUGUGCGGUAACAACGGCUGGCAAAGGUCCAUUUAGUGCAUCUGUAAUUGGCAGAGUGCGAACUCAGCCUACUGGUGGUAAGUGAAUAACAGUCAUUUAUCCCGUAAAUCCUCUUUUACGGCCCCUCUCUCAAAUAAGCCUCUCUCUAAUAUGACCUCCCCCCCCUUUUUUUAGGGGAAUAAAUUUAAUAAGCCCCCUUAUCUUCUAAGUCCCCCUCCCCUCCCCCUCAUUAUUCUCCACUUAUAAAUUAAUGAUAGACUGUAUUAAUCAAUCACGACUAUAAAACUUCAUGUGGACUGAUCCGGUAUGCUUUAGUUCGGAUUUGUUUUUGAUCCUUGGCUGCAUGACCUCCAACUUCUUGUACUUAAGGUGAUUCCCUAGUAAAAGAACCUAACAUAGAUUGUAGAUGAAACUUGGUACACUGAUGUAAUAAGUCAAGAAGAUGAUAAAAAGGUAAUAAAAAGUCGGGGUCACCGGGCUCGUUUUGACGUCACAAUGCUGACAAAUGAAAUACGGCUAUUUUGGACCCUUUGACAAAAACCGCGCACAGCCCAAAACUAGACAAAAAGGAAAGAUUUUUUUAAUGAUGCAUGUGGUAUCGCACAGAAUUUGACUUAAAUGUAUUAUUUAUCGACUUACGUACUAGAAAAAUGUCUUUCAAUGCCCUUGUUUUUACUUUACGCUCCAAAGUAGAAUUAAAUUGGACACGCGCUAUUCGACACGUGAUAGCUCAAUCCGUACAAUUUAGUAAAAUUGCCAAAAAACUGAACAUAGAUUUGUGCCAAUUUUUUUCUCACCGAAAGGAAGCACUGUCCUUAUUAAAAUCAUGAAAUAAAAAUGGGGGUCACCGUACUUGGUUUUUGUGGUAGAGCUGCAGAAAGUGCGCACCAAAUGCAUUUUCCUUGAUUUUUGAGAGAGGACUGGGGCGAGUUUCAAAAUAGAAUGUAUGCCAAAGGGGGAAGAAAGUAUUAAAAAAUCCGUUUUUACAGAAUUUACAUCAAGAUAUCAUAUUUAGGACACAAUGUGAUAAAGAAAGCGUUUAAAUGAAAAUCAAAGUGAAUAAGCACAAAUUAAACAUCCACUAUCGAGGUUCUCCGUGAGGAAGUCGAACUCAGCAACACGCGUACUGCUUACGUUAUGCACAUUCCCACCACAUUGAGUCUCAUCUCGGUAAGAAACAACCGCAAGCAAAAAUUGCAAUAGCGUUUCUCUUGGGUCAACUUCAUUUUAAUAAUGUUACUUCACAUGCUCUUUUUCACGGAGGCCAUCUUGUUAUGCGCAGUAAGAGAUGCGUAGUGCAAAACCAGGGAAUCACCUUAAGCUUUUCCAUGUCCAUUCUAGUUCUUUAGAGUGGUUUUCGUUUGAGUGUCGUAAAACCAAAACCAAAGUAAUUACUCUGGCCAAUCACAUAGGACACAGACAAUACAUUGAACCAAUCAAAACUCGAAGUAAUUACAUGUGGCUGACGCAAAGCGCGGGAAAAUGCAUGCGAGCGCGUCACAAUUGGCUUUGGUUUUACUUCUGAUUGGAUGAAAAGGUGGCGCGAAUCUUUUAAGCCAAUCGCAUCGUGUAGAAAGUGCAAAACCAAUUACUUUUCGACACUUAAAUGAAAACCGCUCUAUGGAGAACUGAUAUCACCAUUUUGCAAAAUAAACAAGCCAUUCCCCUCCCAUUCCCACCUCUCAAAUAAGCCUCCUUCUCUAUUAACCCUCUUCCCCCAAACGUUUUUGUAAUAAGGCCCCCUGGGGGGUUUAACCCUUUAAGUCCCAAUAGUGACCAACAGCAAUUUUCUCCUAACAAUGUCCAUACAUUGUCAAGAGAUAAGGUUGUGAGAAUAUAAAAAAUGAUCGUGAAAGAGGAAAUGCCGUGAUGUUUUAUUAAAUUCUCUCAACUAAUUCUUAAAGGAAAUGUAUGGAGAUCAGUUUGGGGAAUUUGUAUGUGGAUACUGGGGCUUAAAGGGUUAAUAGAGGAUUUAAUCAGUCUCCUUUUUGUUUUGGGAGCAAAGCUGGAGCAACUUGGCUCUUUUUCAGAAAUUAAUCAAUUUAUAUGAAAACGGCUCCUUAAAAUUCAGAUAGGUUUCAUCGUUCCACCACGUCAAUGGAAGCCAUGAUUCUUUUCACAGUUCUUCCUCUGAGUCCUUUACGUCAGUCCUUGUCUGACAUUGUUCUCAUAGAGACAGGGGUCUCUUGUCUUCAUUCUUGAACCCAGAGACCCUCAGGUUCAUACUUGGAUAGACUUGAGAGACUUUUUAAUUGUAAUUUGAAGAAGAAUUCGUGUUAGUAAGUUCUGUCACUUGAUGGUAAUUGUAUUUUAAUACUUGCGGACUGCUCCGGAAAUUAACUCCGAUUAACUUGGGUGAAAUUCACAUAUCCCAAGGGCUAGACUGGGCAUUUCCUGUCCUGUCCAGUUGUUCUCUCUUGUGGCAACUUAGUGAAGGAGUGAAACCUUGAAUGUUUUUUUUUUUGUUUUUUUUUUACUUUCCUCAGCGAUAAGUGCUCCAGAAUUAAGGGUUGUAGUAACAAACUCAAGUAUGUUGACAGUGGCAUGGAAUCCUCCAGAGUUUGGUGAGGAUUCUGUGGUAGAAUAUCGCUUAUCUUAUUCUCAGCCUCAAGAGCGACAACAAGGACCUUUCAUCGUUGGUAAACAACAGAGAGAAUAUUCUCUCUAUGGUCUUGGUAAGUAGUCGAUGUUAACAUUCAGUUUCCUCUCCUAAAGACAUAGAAACAAUAAUUCAUGGCAUGCAUCCCUGUAGGGCACAAAGGUCAAUUUAUCCUUCUGAAGAUGUUUUGGUAGAAUAUUCUGUUCGUGUGAUUUCUGUGGCUGUUGCAUGUCUUUUUUGUGCUAUAAGUGGAAGGACUAUAUUUUGAUUUCGGUAAGCUCAUAUAAAGAGUUUUGGAGUCUGUCUUCGCCCAAGGCCCAAACAAUAUUAAUCUGAAGGACUCGUUUUUUUUUUAACUGGGACUCAUUGGUCCUGGAGUGUGACUGAUCAUUUUUCACAAGAUGAGUCGCAGGACUCGCCAGAACGAUUUGUAACAAAAUCACUGUUUUUACCUUUCUUUUCCCUUGUCUCGUAGAUUCUGGUAGGGAGUUUCUUAUCAAAAUCAUGGCUUGGGAUGGGAAAACGUUAGGUCGGGCUGGAGCUGUUAUUGCAAAAACUGACAAAGGUUUGUUAUGUCUGUUUUGUCCAGCAAAUUACAGUAGAACCUCGAUAUAACAAUUUUCUUUUUCAUAUACAGUAAAAACCUGCGACUAAGAACCUGCAUUUUCUUGAGUUAGCCUCGACAAGUUCUUACAUAAAUGGUAAUUAGUGCAAAUUUAGGCUAUGUAGGUUCUUACAUAGGUUGUUAUUUGCGGAAGGAAAAACAUUGUAGCUCAGAGUAUUUAGUGGUAUGCAGCUCAUUCCUUAGGUAAGAUAACGCACAUAAAGGAACUUUGCAAGAACGUGAAUAUAUAAAUAACGGGAAGUGACUUAACGUAAAAGAAGUUAUUCUCCUUUAAUGAUUCCGUUGUAGUCGAAGCCUAAAAAGUUCAAAAUAAAGUGGAAAUACUGUCUAAGAACGUGAGGUGGGGGGGAGGGGUCGCUUGUUUGAUAUUAGGGAGCUUUAGCAUCGACGACGACAACUGCAGCGAAAACGUCAGUUGUAAAUGAAUUCCCGUUUUUUCAAUCUUUGUCGCGUUUAUUCCAGUUUGCUGAAAAUGGCAAGUGUAGGCGAAUUUCCUUGGACUGCACUCAAGUUUAGAGAGAGAAAAAGAGAUUCGUCGUCGCUUGUUUACGUCCUCCAUAAAACUUGCAAUUAGGCAUUUUCACGUCGUAGUCGUGCAAGGACGGUAAAGAAAUGUACAAAAAAGCGUGAUGUACGUGCAAAGUUGUUGUUUUGCGUAAUAAACCUACUGCUUUUUUGACGUCCUCUUUGCCGUUGCCGUCGUCGUUGCUAAAGCUCCCUAUUAGCGCGCACGGCUGAGCCUCCAUUGCGAUAGGCAACCUAUCGAUGCGAGAACAUAAUGUGGUUUUGACGUCACCGUAGGGUUGGUCUAAGAAGGCACGAAUUCCUCACUCCUCCCCUAUAGAUUUUUUUCUCCUAUUGUUUCGAUGAUGUAUACGUAGUUUAGAACUUGAUGCACGAUGAUUGUCUUUGUUGCUGUUAAUGUGCUACUUUCAACUUGUUGGGAGAGUUUUUUCAUUAGAGGUGUUUUUUUGCCGGAUAUCUUUUCUUAGUCAUGUAACCCCUCCCUCUAAAGGUAAAGUGAUGCCGAAGUCUCCUAAAGUUAAGUAGGUAUUUGAAGAUUUCUUUGUAGUGGCUUAGAGCUUGUCAGUUCAAAUUUGAUCGCUUUUAUUAAUAAUACGGUAAGUAUAUAAACGGAGGCUUCGCCUUUAGUUCUGGCUAAAUCUAUUUAGUAAAAUCCAGCGAGUGGUCUAUUAUUAAUGCUGCGUUCUGAUUGGUUGAGCUACUACUAGGCUAUAUUUUAUAGCCCACUGGUAAAAAAGCGUCGGCUUUUCAGCAGCAAAAAAGGAUUAAAGUCUAGCUUUAACUAGCUAAAGUUGUUUUGUCUCGAUAUUUUUGACCAGCUAGUUGCAUUUUACUAAAACAAUUAUUCCUCUCGCCCUCAUGGCCUCUGAGUUUCGGCCUCAUGGGCUAUUGACUCAGAGCCCAUUCGGGCUCGAGGAAUAAUUGUUAACUACACGCUAGUUGCACAUCUCCCAUAAUGCACCUUAUUUGCCGCCCAAAUUUCUGCACAACCUUUGUUUUUCAUUUCUCCUGCGUAUUACAGCCGUCCCAAGAGAAAUUGAAAAAAUUGCUUAUGCAAAAAUUUUGGGGGGCAAAUAAGGUGCAUUAUGGGAGAUGUGCAAGUGGGGUAUUAUGGCCAAAGGGGAGGGCGCUUAUUCGAGGAAAUAAGGUAGGUGGUCUGCUUGGAGGUUCGACUGUAUUUCCAUUGUUACUAACAUAAGAAUUACUGUUGUGGAUUUUUUCUGCAGAUCCGAAUGGCAAAGAUGAAAAUGUUGACAAGCAACCUCCCGCACCACCCAUCAAUCUGGUUUGUAGUGUUAAGAGUCGAAAUUCCAUCCUACUGACGUGGAAAAGUCAGCCAUCUGCAGACCGGAUUGCUUACUACACCAUUACGUAUUAUCUUCGUGAUGACGUAACUAAUACUAAACCUCAGAAGGGAAACGCCUACAUUGAGCAAUUCCUCUUGACGGGGCUUGAACCCAAGAAACCUUACGUCAUUUCCGUCCAAUCCCAUUAUGAAACCGAGACUACGAUACUCCCCGGUUCUUUCAGUACUACAGUUACACAAUGUUCGAUUCAACUAGGAAGUGGUAUGUGAUGUCCACAGAUAAAUGCCGAAAAUCUAACCUGAGAUCAGGCUCUAUUUUCGUUUCGCUUUGAAAAUUACAUUCCGGCGGGCAAGGCGAAACGAAAAGACAGGCCCAAUUUUAGCGGUAGCCGUUAGAGAGAAUGUAUGAGAACCGCAAAAAUUGGGCCUGAUCUCAGGUUACCGAAAACUGUAAUAUUGAAAAAAGAAAAACGUUGACAGAGAAUUGCAUUUCAUUGCUUUAAAUGAUAGUCCAUAUUAAUCUGAAACUUCCCAAACGGUUGGCGCCAAACAGUUGUCUUUUUGAUCAGAAUUAUUUUGGUUUGGUUGUGUAAAUGUUAUAAGUACUGAGUUGGUACUUUAGUUCGCGUUAAAAAUCCUAUCCCAAGAGAGAACUUACAGUCCAGUGUUUACUUCUCUCAUUAGUGAGUGUGCAAGCAGCGUGGCUGAGUGGUUAGAGCGCCGGACUUGUAAUCCGGAGGUACCGAGUUCAAGUCCCGCCCUGACCGCUGGCUGGAUUAGUUCAGGAUAGUCCCGCGAUCAAAUCCCCGGCCGCGCUCGCAAAUAGCCAACUGGUUCGCCUUCUACCAGUUGGGAUUCUUAGCCACAUUAUGUUUCAUUUGAUAUACCGUAAAAUUCCGAAAAUAAGCCCCGGGGCUUACAUUUUUCAAAGGCCCUUUUUGAGGGGCUUAUUUUUGGAGGGGCUUAUAUUCGGAGGGGCUUAUCUACGGAGGGAAAUUUGCGUUUCAAAAUCGAUUGGGCUAGCCUUAUAGUUGGAAGUAAAUUCACCGUUUUUGAUUUGUUUUACUUUGUCAUUGAGGGCAAUUUUCCAAGUACAAGCCCCCGGGGGGCUUAUAUUUGGAGGGGCGAUUUAACUGAGGGGUUUUUGCGUCACCGGUUUUGGAGGGGCUUAUUUUCGGAAUUUUACGGUACUGGUUCAUUAUUCCUGAGAAGCCACAUAAGAGGAGACGAUAAAUUAAGAAAUUUUAAUGUAAUUUAGAUAUUUUUUCUCUUCUUUAGGGCCUACAGCACCAAGAAAUAUCAAAUAUGUGUAUGUGGGUCUUUCAACUGUGCGCAUCACGUGGGACUCUCCUCUCAGGAAAAACGGCAAACUUACUAGUUUUGAGAUUCGUUACACAUACAAUAAGUCAAUUCCAGAAUCAGAAUGGCUGGUUGAAAGCAGGUCUUUGCCAUUUCCUUCCACCUUCUUGAAGGGCUUUACUACCACCUUGGACAAUAUUCAAGAAAACAAAAUAUUUUAUAUCAAGGUGCGUCUUGCAAAUGAAAAAGAUUAUGGACCCUUUUGUGACAUGGUAGAGAUUCAACCUCCUAGUGUGACCUCAGGCAGAGCACCUCCAAACGUCAGUUUUAGUAUUUUGUCACCACAAAAAGUCAAACUUUCGUGGACUUGGCCUAAUACUUUAAGCACAUUGCUUACAAACUUCACCGUUCUCCUCACAAACAACUUUCAUCUCCGGGAAGAAAGAUGGAAGAGGCUGUCAGUUGCUUCAAGCCCCGAAGAAAUGUUCCAAAGUACUGUAUUGAAUGUAGAUCAGGACAAGACAUACUACGUCAAAGUUCGUGCUGAAUAUGUUGAUAAUACUCCAGGGAAGUGGUCAGAGGUCAUAGAGGUUUCUACAAGUGUGCAAGGUAGACUUUUCUUCUUAAACGUAAAAUACGUUAACCCUCAGAUCAAAUUUCUCAUUUGUUGCCUAAGAAGUUGAUGAAAUAUCACGCAAACUCAUUUUGUGCGAUCAUGUCCACUGUGUUGCACAAAUCAUUGAAUGUUACAAGGAGAAAUUUGAUGUUAAUCACUCUUAAGCCGUAAAGGGUUAAACUGUGAGUACGGAGUAGCCUCUUUUCCUUUCCAAAGAAAUUGGGGUAUCACUUUCCCAUGCAAGGCUCAAGAUACAAGGGUGUCAGCCUAUCACCUCUUAUGGUGGCAAAAUGAAUAGAACGCGCACAUUGUGACCAAGAAAGUGCAUAUUUCUAAACAUUUACACAGUUUUGAAUCUUUCAUGUGAAUUCAGAGCUUGGGGAGGGGCUAGCAGAUAAGAAUUUUUUUAGAAAAACACUCGGAUUUUAAAUAAUUUUAUGAGAGGUUCACUUAAACGCCGUUUUUUCGACACAUGAUGAUGGUAACUGACGGUUUGAGGCCAUGAGUUAUUACUAAACACAGGUUUGAAUACUAAAAGAGAACUACUGUAUGCCUAAACUCCUAAUACUUCCCGUCCCAGAGUGAAUAGUGAACUUACGGGAUCAAUUUAAGUUUCUAGGAAACUACCCACCUACCCCUCCCCUAAGCUACCAUCAACACUUACUUCUCACUUGGGGCAAAAUGAUUACUUAGGGGAGGGUUAGGUGGGCAGUUUCCCAGAAAAAUUGAUUCAACUUACGCAGCAGGACAGGAGAGGAAAAAAGACGGCAAGCCUUAUCUGGCAAGCGUGACAAAAAUUUUGUUUGAAAACAAUUUGCCGCCAAACUUCACCCUCCUUUAAACAGAUCUUUUAGUAAAUGAUCAGAAACAAUAAUGUCAAGUGAAGAUCACGACAAAACACGCAAGUGAUAGCCACGUUGCGAUUGUCACACACAUGCAACCUCGUUCCCAGGGUUCUCUCCUACCCGCCCUACGGAGCGAGAGAGAGGGUAGGAGAGAACCCUGGGAACGAGGUUGUUCUUUCUGCCGACCUGUUGCGUAAACUCACUACUGGUGGAGUCUUGUAACUUGGAAAUUUGUCGAAUUUUAACUUUGGCCACUUUUGGAACAGUAUAGGUAAGAAGUAACAGUAUAGGUAAAAAGUAUAACUAUUGCUCAAUAUUUUUGUAUUCUUUUGGCAGUGCUUCUGGCACAUGUUUAUUGUUCAUCCUAUUAAUAUCUCAACUAAGCAGUGUUGUUUCCCUUAUAAAGGAGCGAGUUCAAAUGCCACAGAAGAUCCCACAUAUUCAGGAAUAGAGAGUAAUUAUCCCAGUUUCAAUAUAAAACUUGGUGUUAUCAUUGGAUGCACAAUAAGUGCUUUUUGUGUCGUGGUGCUUGUGCUGUUCAUAAUAUGGAGAAAUCCAUGCAGGUUGGUCAAGUUAUGUUAUUUGCAAAUUCCCGCGUGCGUUCUGAUUGGCUACAUGCCACAAACUCGGACAAAACUGUUGAGACGGUCACUUCCAGUUAUUUCUGUAUCCAUGUGCCUGCAGAGCUCCUUCAUGUGCGUUAUCUCUUCUUUUAAUUUUUCUCCUGGUAAAAUUUUUUUUUCUCUUGGUAAAUGCCGUAAAUUUGCCAGGAACAACUAGACCAUUCUCGAGUUCCUUUUAAAGGAAAACCCAAUAAGCGCCGUCCUUCGAAUAAGCGCCCAUCCUUUUAGCUGAAAUUUGAAAUAAGCGCUCGGGUGCUUACUCUAGCAAAGAUAUAAUUUUCUUCCAUAUGACCACCUCUUCUAAACAGAACAAAUUAAGCUCCGUCCCCACUCCCCCUUCUAUGUUGUUUAGGACUACAACCAAGGUUUAUUGUAGGAGAAAGGAAACGGUAUUUCAUUUGGCGACAGUAGCAAUUUUUUUAAGCCCGUAAAUACUGAGUAAAAUAAAGACGGGUGCAAGAGUUUUUGUUUGCACUCAAGCGUCUAAUUUAGGUGGUUUACAACAAAUGUAUGUUUGUUACGGGCGACCAGAGGAGUCCGCAAACCUAAUAUGAGGUUGCUAUAGGUAAUAGCAUUACGCAUGUGCGGCACGUUUGCAGCCAGCCUAAGAGUAAGUCCAAUGCUAAGAAGAGCAAUCUGAUCACGCGUGAUUUGACCUUUUAUUAUAUCCAUUUUGAAAUCCUUGUCAUCUGAUCGGCUCUCCGCAGUGUGAUUUAGUCACGAAUCGCAAUAUUUUUAGCUCUAAAUCACAUCUGUUCGAAAUCUUGUCAUUCAUGUCCUAAAUUGCGUCAUCUCUGUUUUAAAUCGCACCAUUUUGGCUCUAUAUUACAUCACUUCUGUUUCGGAUAUAAAAUGAGAUGUAAAAGCCGUCUUGCUUCCGCUUUUCAAUAAACCGGCUACUAGGUCCAAUAAAUAUUGGCACUGACAGGAUUCUGCGCUUUCAAAAUGGCCGUAAUAAUGUGGUAAUUGUACUUCAUGUCGUGCAAUUUGGGUCUGAAUUCAUAUUUGUGGUCUCAAAUGGAACUCGCGCUGCGCGCCCGUCCUAUUUUAAAAUCACGCGUAUGAUUUCAGACCAAAUUGCACUCCACUCAGUUCAAUUACCAUUAUUUAUCACGUGAAUCUCAUGCAAAGCACCAGGUUGGAGCCAGAGCGUUUUGAGCUGCGACCUCUCCCGCACUCCCCAACCAUUGGUUAUUACUAAUCUACUAUCGUUCUUAUGUUUUCAGGCAAGCAGCAGUUAACAACGGAAAAAGACAUAUGCUUGUUAGUGGGCAAGAUUCGCUUCCUACGUCACUUCUUCAGCAGAUUACAGUUAGCAGUGGAUCAACAGAGGGAACAGGCAGUUCAGGAAUGUGUCAAUGCAGGUGUACCUGUGGAGGUCAGUUUUACCAUAUUGUUUUGGUUUUCAAAAAUGGCCACUUCACGCUAUCUACUAUCUUUUUAAUAAACUUGUAACCAUAGCCGAGAAAUCCACUUGGAGUUUAACCUGCGAUCAGUUGAAAACUAUUAACUUGUCAGCGGAUAACUUUACAAAAAAGAAACCUCGAUGGGUCGACACCCGAGCCCGUGAUAUGGUCAUGUGAUACUGGUCAGCCGAUACUCUGUUUUGACAGCUGUCAACUGACCACAACAUGGAUAUGUAAUAUCAGGGUGCAGGCUCCCACACUAAACAAUGUGAAAUCUCACACUUUCCAGCCACCCCGUGGUGCGGACGGACGGUCACAUGACCACCAAAAUUUUCCAGAGGAUUAGAUGACCAAAUUUUCUUAUCUGUGCAUGAGUCUUCGCUCACGCGCGCCUCUAGCGCGCGUGGAGCUCCGCUAAAAAGUUAUUCCAAAAAAUAAUUGUCCAGUCUUGUUAUUUAAGACUUAUUUAGGCAUUGAAACUGUCUCCUGUCGUUUGUUGCUACGGAUAACAAAAAUGGACAUGGAUUAAAACUUUGAAAAAAAAUGGGCUAACUUUUUCCAAAUUUUAAUGCUAUUCCGGCAAAAGCACCCAAAAAAUUUUUAUAGUGAGUUCCCCCUGAUGAAAUUUGUUUGAGAUAUUCCCCAUUACUCUAUUUUUGUAUGGGUAAAGACACUAAGUUGUGACUUACCCCUUGAAGCCUUAAGAGUGAUCAGCAUCAAAUUUCUCCUUAUAAUUUCAAUGCUUUGUAAAACAGAGUGGUCAUGAGAAUUACGGACAUGAUCACGCAAGAUGAGUUUGCUUGAUAUUUGACCAACUGCUUCGCUUACUUCUAUAGGAAAUGAAUAGGGGCAACAAAUGAGGAUUCAGAUUUUGAUCUCAAGGGUUCACGGGUUAAAGGGGCUGUGUCACGGCAGUCCAGUUCAUUUUGUUUAAUUUUGCGAAUUACUCGCCCUCAAUCGCUAUGGAACUUAAAGUAAGAAAAGAAAUUACACGUAGAUGACAAAAUCAGAGAUCCGAGGCAAACAAAUAUGUCUUCUGAGCAUUUUUUUUGAAGUUGCAAGCAGCAGGGAUCAACUUCGAAAAAAUGUUAGGCUGAACAGUUUUCAAAAAUCCUAAUUUCAAUCCGUUUCAAUCUUCUUCAGUUUUGCCCAUCCGUGGCAUCUGUUGUUUCUGUUAUGUUAUUUUAACCUUCCUUCAAAGUUUUAAGCGGCUAUUUUUAUGUUUCUCUUAAUUUAACAGGUAUUUUGUAAUUUCCUAAUUUGGCUGAAUUUCGUGACACAGCCCCUUUAAGCAAAUAAUUGACCUGAACUAACAAUAUCCUCUUGACAUAGCGCCAUUAACUAGCCUCGCUUGUCCGUUUGCGGUGGUUUUUAACCCGCAUGGUGAGUCCAAGUCAAUAAGUAUAUUUGAAUAGAGAGAGCGAGUUAAGAAAAAAAGUUACCAACAUGUUUUACGAACCGUUCAGUUUUUGAUGCAGGUUGUCAUUUUUUUUGUUUGUUUUCUUUUACAGCAAGUCCCGGAUGGCCCUUAAGACCUUCCAUGGUGAGAAAUACUUUGUAAAAUUCAUAAUGUACUGUCCAGUAAGCGUAAGUUGCUUCAAGCCCGGCACGAACCAGAGAACAUUUUUUUCUUGUUCCUUCAAGCUAACCUGUUCACAGACCCUCUGUUUUGUCUCUAUAAAAACCGCGGGGGAUCUGUGUACAAGUUACCUUUCAGCGUUUUUAAUUUGAAAUGUGGUGCAAUGUUUCUAUAGUUUGGAAGACAUGUCGAUAGUUUUUUUUAUUGUUCCAUUUUAUUCAGGUAAGAGCCAGUUACAAGUUACCAGGUAGCAGUGACAGCACCACACCCAUCACACCGAGUGUGUUUCCAAAUAAAACACGAGAGCCAGAUAGGUAAUGAACUAAGCUUGUACGACCAGUUUGUGAAACCGGUUAUGUUUUCCAGUCAAUAGCAUUAUACACCUUGUAUGCCCCCCUCUAAGGUUUCGUCCGCACGUAGCGUAUGCGAAUCUUUUUCACCCGUCCACAUCAAACGUUACAACGAUGGAGAUAGGAUAGCAUGCCUUACGGAGCGUGCGUAAUGCUAGUAGUAUAUGGUAUAUGACAUCAUCGUAGUCGAAUACCUUCGUUUUCUUCCGUCCACACGCAAACGAGAAGCCGGCGUUUUCAAAAAUUUCCACUCUGGAGAGGGUAUUUAAAAAGAUGCGUCUUCGGUGACCGUUUUCAUGAGAUACGUGUGGGCGGUACGCCAAAGCGGAUGGAAAAAAAUCUCUGUUUUCAAGCAAAAAGAGAUACGUGUGGACGGGGCCUAAAUUUUGUAUAAUUUGUUUUUUUAUUCCUCGUGGGUAUUUCAGCCGUCCCAAGACGACCCUGAAGAUGAUAACCGCACAGGUUGUCGAAACGUCAGUCACUGUCAACAGCAGUCUUAUUUAGGACAACGUUCUCCCGGACGAUCCCACUCAACCUACUUGUCAUACAUUCUUUCUUACGUGGUCGGGUCUCGUUUUCCCUUUUCCGCCGUAAUUUUAUUUUCCAAGCGAAAGGACCCCAGUGACCAGGGUCUGUGGUGCGUGGGGUCAAUUCUGGUCUGCAAAGAGUCAGGCAGCAGGCUUUUUGAAGGUGGUUUUACUGUUUUCCUGACAUACGAGUCGUAAUGAAAGUAUAACCACGUUUUUACAGUCAAAGGACAGAUGCGUUGAUUUCUAAAGAAACUGAUGAGGUGGAAAGCGACACAGAAGAAAUUAGUAUCACAAAUUCAGUUUAGAGUGUAAAAACGCCUAAUUUGUCUUUUCAGUGAAGGGAGCUCAAGUCAUCAAGAUCUAAGCAAUAGUAGAGGUGCGUUUUUUACGUGAUAUUUCUCGUAACUCAAGCCCUUGUAACCCUGGAUCCAAAACAAUACGACAGCUAACACAAGUGCUGCGACACUUUACACCUGACCCGCCCCAAUUUUACAGUGCGGACACUCAAACCAGUACACUUGGAAGAAGAUUGUUCAAUCACAACUUUUUCUGAAAACAGAAGAUUCUCAAGUUUUUUUGCAAACGGACCAAUAAAAUUCAAGGUUCAACUAUGCAAUCGCUGAAAACUUUAAAACCAUUUGAAGUUACCUCACCCCUCAGGAAACAAACCUCAAAUUUAUGAAUGUUAUUGGUUUGUUUGCAAAAAAAGAAAACUUGAGAAUCUUUAGACUGCAAAACAGUCGUCUUUUUGUCAAAAUCAGUAAAGAAAUCGGUAAAGCGUGCCGUAAGAGUCUUACGCGCGCGAAGCGCGCGAGCCUCUUUUAGCGUCUCUCCCCAGGUCUCACUCUCUGUUUUCAGCCUCGUUCCAGACCUUUUGUUUGACUGCUCGCGCGUACAUGAAUACGCAAAAAUACGGACUGUUUAACAGUCUAGAGAGGACGCGGAAGGAAACGUGGGUGCGAGGGUGGAGAGCUUGCUCGCAGGCUACACGACAGUCAGCUGCUUCCUCUUUACCCGGCCAAUUUAGCUUCGUUCUUCUGAAUCCCAUUGUUUUCAUUUAUCUCCGCAAUCAUUUAACUUUACUUGUUUUGUCUUUUCCCCUCACUUCAUUAUUUUUUUACAUCAAUUUUUUUUGGAACAGAUUGUCACAAUUAUGUGUCUUCAUCGUCAAAAACGUCUGUUGAAUCGCAAACAGAAGAUGACUCAACAAGGAUACAGGUGUGAUUGAUUUUCCUUCAUAGUCUCUUAUGUGCGAACUGAAUUUAGAAAGAAAUCGAUUAUGUACUACGGAGCAAAGACCUACAAUGAGCUCCCGCACUCAGCAAAGCACUGCAAAUCUUUGCCUCACUUCAAUUAGAUGCUGAGGACUGUUAUUUGGUAAUUUUAUUGCGUAGUUCAUUGUUCAAGUAUCUGCCUUUUCAUAUUUGGUUAUAUUAUUGUCAUGUAUUUAAUUUUAGUUUAUCAGGAUCCUUGUUUAUUUCGCAUCCGUUUCUCAAGAAAUCUUGCUUAUUCCUGUAACCAGAAGCAUAUAAGUUUAAAGCCUAUCAUUGUGCGUACUCAAACCCUGUUACACAGGUGGGGACCCUAAACGAGAAUUUCGGCGCUGUCUCGCAGACGGACUUAACAAGAGUGUAGUAUCAUCUGUAGUGCAGGCUACCUUUUUCGUACUUUCAAAAAAAGUAGCAUAUUACCUACUGAUACUUACAUACGUGCGUUAAAAAACAAACCGUUUAAAGCUGGUUUGGUUGAAGCAAAUUUCCCUCGCGACACGACUAAUUAGAAGCACUACCCAGAUCUGGUUAGUGACGCGUCAUCAGUAUGGAACUUCUGCCCUCGUCCCUCUGACGUUAUUUCGCGUGGAAACCAGUGGUGACGUCGCGAAAAGUCAGCUGUUUUCAAGCAACUCCGUCUAGUCUAUCCGUUGCUUAGUACCACACAGCCAUCCUAAUCUUACUUUUUCGAUGUCUUUUUCUGUCUUCCUUUAGGCUCCAUCAAGAAGUUACAAGCAGAGCAUACCUGUUGACGUAUGAAUUUCCCCCUAUCACAGUUUUAUUACAUAAUUUCUAUUAAUAUUAUAUAAUAUUAUAUCAAUGAACACACAGAACUGGUCUGUGUUGUUAGUUCCCGUUGAAAGUUAUAAUCGUUAUUCUUAAAAGCUAGUUCUUUGCCCGUUUGAAAAUUUAUUAUCCCGAGCUACAGUUUUAGCCAGGAGGGUAUUGAAACAACUUGCAAAAAUUAUUGAUGUUUUAAACGGAAUUUAGUUUAAGAAAUAUGACUUAAAUGCGGUAACGAUAAUUUUUAUAGCAAAAUCUUAUUUUGUACUAUUUUUGCAUUGUCAUUUCAAUUUGUAAGGUCACGGAAGAUAAAGACCUUACUAUUGUAGGCGGAGACAUUCUUGGUUUGCAACCACGCGACGAGACGGCCAUGUUGGUGGUGAAAAAAUACUCUUUUUUGAAGAAUUUACAUGAAAAUGGUGUUUAGCUCCAAGAGGAGAGAAAUGCAUUGGGAACAGUUCAUCAUGUAAGCCUUCCGCGAGGUGUCCCGAGCAUCUGUGCAAAUAUGCAUGCAAAACCCCACCCGUCCAUUGCUCGGAAUUGUGCUUGUUCACUGCUCGAAAAAAAAUUACUAAAAUGUAACCCUCACAGAUGGUCGGGACCCUUUGCGGAAAGCUUACAUGAUACUCUACCCGCUUUUUUUCUUGAUCACCAACAUGGCCACAGUAGCGUCACAUGUAAACCAGUAAUACAGGUGCGUGAUGUCUAGUGGGGUAAAAUAAAUCCUCGCGCGUAAUCGUCAACUUUGGACAAUUUCAACGAGGUUUAAUCCUCAGUAUAAUCCCAACAGUGACCAGUUAGGCUGUUUAAAAGGCCAUUUUACGGUUGUGUGCUGUGUGUCUUGGCCUCUGAACAGAAGCGAGACCGGAGAUGACCUUGUUGACCGCGUGAGCUUUUGCUCUGCUUUCUUUGCGUACCAUGGCAAUUUAUUACAUUUUUUUAGUUAUUAAAACAAUACAAUUUUAUUAUAAGUAUCAUCAUCAUCAUCAUCAUCAUCAUUAUCAUCGGUGACGAUAAUUCUGAGGAUAAUCGCAUCAUUAUGCCCGUUUCUGACAGGCCAAAAAAAACUGGACUUGAUAAUCUGAGAUAUCUUGCAGAUAAUACUUCUGACUAUCGUUUAUCUGAUUUAUCGGACCAAAAUCAAAUCAGCCUUCAGCUUUCGCAUUGCAGAUAACUUAUUUUUUACUUAUUUUACAAUCUGAACUUGGUGAAGGCCACUGAAAUCGCUAUAACUGUAUUUAAUAUUUAAGCUGAAAUAUAUUUAUAUUUGUUGCCAAUCAAAAAUUAUUAAAACUACUCAAUGUGAUCUAUUUAUAUUUAAACUGAGGUGAUGUGCCCGUAUCUCUUGAAUCUAAAGCGUUUUUUUAAAUAUUUUCAACAAAAAGCAGUCAGAGUUUCUUCCUUUUCGGACCAAUGUGGCCUUCUACAAGGUUCUUGAAUUAUACCUUUACGAGUGUACCGCCAGUUUGAGCAUUUAAACUUAAUACAAAAUUGGUUCUUUACCGUAUUUAAAACGAAGAAAAUAACCUUAUUGCAUAUUACAUGAUUUUACACCAUUUUUACUAUCUGAUUUUAAAAAUUCAAUUCGUGGAAUCUUUCGUACUUUUUUUAAAACGAACAUUAUACCCGCUGAUUAUCAAUUACGGUACUCUGUUAGGACAUCAAGGCUACAACAAUAUCCCGCGACCAGUCUAGUCGCACUCAGUUUUCGAUUUACUUUCCUAACCAUAGCAAACCAAACCAAAAUAAUCCCAUUAACUAAGCGUUAUCCAUUAACUGUUAUAUAUAAAAACUUGAAGGUAAAAAUGCUUGGAAAGGAAUAAUCCGCAAGUUGUAUCAUCGCGUGCAUUCUAAUCGUUAAUCCUGUCGGUCUGCACUU